Messenger RNA from Symsagittifera roscoffensis, 594 nucleotides. RefSeq lists its product as uncharacterized. NCBI's taxonomy places the organism in Eukaryota, Metazoa, Xenacoelomorpha, Acoela, Convolutidae. The transcript has 4 exons. Bases 1 to 594 code for a protein of 197 amino acids. The record is from RefSeq and is a predicted model, not a curated record.
AUGUGUUUUCAUUUAGACUUCGUGGGUGCAAAAGCGAAUGACGCGGCUUCUCUGAUGCCAGAUGAUCUGGAGUACAGUCACCCGGAACUCAACUACGGAGCGGGCAGAGUCAUCGGAGAAGGUGGGUAUGGGACUGGCGCAGUGGCCCAUUCGUCUGGACUGUCUAACAGUGACCCGAACAGUGGGGAGGAUGACCAGAGGAGUGUGUCUCCACAGGAGAAGCACUUCUGGGACCAGAGGAUUGCACAGAUGCAACACACUCUGGAUGAGAAGACAAGUGGGAUAGAGGAGGCGAGGAAGAGACACCAGCAGUUGAGGGCCAAACUGCUGCUGUGGAGGAAGGUGUACGUGGAGUUCCAGACCAACUGUCUCCACAGACACGCCCCCAAGGAACAGCCGCACAGACGUCACUCAUGUGUCAGCAAGGGUCCAGUGAUGUGUGAACUGGACGACAUCUACCAGCCGGAAGUUUAUGCACAGGAGAAGCUGAAGUUGCCGUCUCUGGAAGAGAUUGCCAGACUGGCAGGCAGAAAGAACAGCCACGCCCACAAGAAGAGCAGUGUCAGCCCAGUAAAAGCCAAUUUGGCUGCUUGA